UGUUCCAGUCACAGAGAGUUGAAUACAAGAAACAAUCAAUGGAGGAUAGUAGGUUAGAGUCACUAUAAAGGGGAGCGUAUUCUCCAUUAGCCUUGACACAACCCCCCUCGUCUACCUUAUAAAUUCACUUUUUUGGCCUCUUAAACUCCAGUGCUCUGUUUUUCCAACAAUGGCAGAACAUGAGUCACAUGACAACACUAGCAACUCCUCCUCGUCUUCACCACCAUUUCCUUACUCAGAAAAAUCCAAGGCUAGUCAAGAAGUAGUAGAAUCAGCCAGAAGACCCAAAAGAGCAAGGGACUCGAGCAAGCACCCGGUGUACAGAGGAGUGCGGAUGCGAAGUUGGGGCAAAUGGGUGUCCGAAAUUCGCGAGCCUCGCAAGAAAUCGAGGAUUUGGUUAGGCACAUUCACUACGCCGGAGAUGGCGGCGCGCGCCCAGGACGUGGCGGCUCUGGCAAUUAAAGGUGAUUCGGCAAUACUUAAUUUCCCUGACCUCGUCGAGUUGCUGCCACGACCGGUCUCCUCAAUGCCUCGCGACAUUCAGACUGCUGCUGCUGAAGCGGCUGCCAUGAUCAAUUUCGAUUCAUUAUCAUCCUCAUCAGAAUCAUCACCGUUGAUUUCUGAUGGCGUGUCAGCAGAAGCAGAGUCUGAAGAAUUGAGUGAAAUUGUGAAGUUACCCAAUAUUGAAGAGAGUAUUAUCGAGUCUUGGGGAAGUGAUUUUUCAUUGGUUGACUCGCUUGAUGGUUGGGUAUAUGAAUAUCCAUGGCUGGACUUCUAUAGAGCAUUCCCUGAUCAUAUAUAUGAAACAGAGACCUUGAUUUUGGGGAGUCUUUUUGGAGAUUAAUUCCAUGUAGUAAUAGGAUCUACAGUGACACUAGGUUAUAGCUAUACCCAAGUUGUCUUUUUAGUUAAAUUUGAUAUUUUGUCAUUGUAAAAUAUAAUAUAUAUAAUAAUUUAUACAUUUAUAUAACAAGUUUCCUUCUCUUUUUUCCAC
Molecule: messenger RNA, 994 nt
Organism: Tripterygium wilfordii
Lineage: Eukaryota; Viridiplantae; Streptophyta; Magnoliopsida; Celastrales; Celastraceae
Product: dehydration-responsive element-binding protein 3-like
Exons: 1
Coding region: 170-844 (224 amino acids)
Biological process (GO): regulation of DNA-templated transcription
Molecular function (GO): DNA-binding transcription factor activity; DNA binding
Source: RefSeq, a predicted model, not a curated record